This is a messenger RNA of Naegleria lovaniensis, 459 nucleotides long. RefSeq lists its product as uncharacterized. The record is from RefSeq and is a predicted model, not a curated record. Gene Ontology annotation, cellular component: cytoplasm; actin cytoskeleton; actin cortical patch. Gene Ontology annotation, biological process: cell motility; actin filament severing; actin filament depolymerization. The transcript has a single exon. NCBI's taxonomy places the organism in Eukaryota, Heterolobosea, Eutetramitea, Acrasida, Naegleriidae. Gene Ontology annotation, molecular function: actin filament binding. Bases 1 to 459 code for a protein of 152 amino acids.
AUGAUGCUUCCAGUAAACCUCCAUGACAAUGCCAUCCAAGCAUUUCAAAGUAUGAGAAUGGGAAAGGGUGAUUUCAAAGAUUGUAAAUUCCUUGUCAUGAAGAAACAUCAAGAAGGUAACAUCCAACUCGACGAUGAGCUAAAUGCCAAAUGCCAAACUUUGGAAGAUUUGACCAACUCUCUGCCAAACAAUGAAACUAGAUUCAUUUGUUAUCAUUUACGGUUUGAAAUGCCAAAAAGUCAAGAACAUGAAUCUGCACGUGAAGGCACUCGAAGCAAAAUUGUGUUUUUAGUUUGGUGUCCUCCUGCCACACCUGUCAGAGAGAAAUUCCAAUUGGCUGCCUCAACAAAAACUGUCAAAGACAAGUUGAAUGGUAUUUUCGUGACUCAUAAUGCCUCGAGUAAGGCUGAUUUGGACGAACAACAAUUGAUUGAAAGAUGUUUAACCAUUAUGAAGUAA